UGUACUGGUAGUUGGUUUUGUAUCACGUUUGAUGGUGGCUUAUUUAAAGUAGACGUUACUUGUUAGUGAGAUGUUUGUUCUUGUUUCUUUGAAGGAUACCGUUGUAAUUAAGCCUAGUUACAUCGGUUCAGAUAUGAAAGAAAUAAUGGAGCAGGAGCUUAAUUCUCGUUUCUGCAGCAAAGUUAUUUACAAAGUUGGUCUGUGCAUUUCUUUAUGGGACAUUUUGAAAGUUGAAGAAAGCUUUAUAUCAGAUGUCGAUGGUGCCUAUUAUACUACAGUGAGCUUUCGAAUUGUUUGCUUUCGUCCAUUUAUUGAUGAAAUUCUUAUUGGAAUUGUAAAAUCUCUCUCCAAAGCUGGCUUACGUGUGUCACUGAAUUUUUUUGAUGAUGUAUUUAUACCUGCAGAAAACUACGCUCACCUUCAAGAUACGACUAUGAGCAAAAUGCAUGGAUAUGGGAGUAUGCGUACGAAGGUGAAGCAGCUGAAUUGCGCAUUGACAAACAUGAUACGAUUCGAUUUCGUGUAGUUGAAGAAGUUUGGUCUGAUCCAAACCCAGAUAGUGACAAAACUAGCAUUUCAACUUCUAAUGACCCAUUAGAGUGCGGUGAUGGUAAUCCAGACUCUUUAAUUGAACCCAAAGCCCCCUAUACAAUAAUCGGUUCCGUUGUAGCUGAUGGACUAGGUGUAACUUGUUGGUGGGUCAGUUAACCUGAAAAAAACUUUUGAUAUGAUAUUUUUGUUUAUAAUGUGUCUGUUUAUAGCGGAUACAAUGCGAAUUCGUAUAGAGUCUUCUAAAUAACUGUACAAUAAAUCAUUUGGUAAUGGAAUGUGAUCACUAUGGUUUGAAAUAAUAACUGGAUCUUUAUAGUCUGCAUAUUGAUUCGAUUUCGAAUUCUCGUGACUGUUUUCUAUUUCCCUAAUUAAUUUUUUGAUGUUUAAAACAAAGCAUAAUUUAUUCUGGAAACCAUUUAAACACAUAAAUUCAUACCAUGUACGGCAUACGAUUGAAU
This is a messenger RNA of Schistosoma mattheei, 1010 nucleotides long. The record is from the annotation of a GenBank genome assembly. NCBI's taxonomy places the organism in Eukaryota, Metazoa, Platyhelminthes, Trematoda, Strigeidida, Schistosomatidae.